Messenger RNA from Astyanax mexicanus (Mexican tetra), 7498 nucleotides. Its product is annotated as adhesion G protein-coupled receptor B1. Bases 761 to 5377 code for a protein of 1538 amino acids. Gene Ontology annotation, molecular function: G protein-coupled receptor activity. The record is from RefSeq and is a predicted model, not a curated record. Gene Ontology annotation, biological process: negative regulation of angiogenesis; adenylate cyclase-activating G protein-coupled receptor signaling pathway; engulfment of apoptotic cell. Gene Ontology annotation, cellular component: plasma membrane; postsynaptic density; dendrite. Lineage: Eukaryota; Metazoa; Chordata; Actinopteri; Characiformes; Acestrorhamphidae. The transcript has 31 exons.
GGCACAGCGAGACUGAAACAGCCCGCGUGCAGUGCAGAAACCACAAGCAGGAGGACUCCGAAGCCGGGAGUAAAAGUACCAACACAGACAGGAGCAGCAGAGAGAUAGAAAAGCCUGAGGAUCGGCAGCCGCUGAAAGAACACUUUGUUUGUUGUGCUGGUUCUGCUGGAGCUCCGUCGCUUGCUGCUGGACUCCCAGCCCCAGAGCUGGACCUGCAGCAGGAGAGGUUGGUAGUAAACUCUCUGGAGUUUGGUCAGAGUCGCUUCAUAGCCGUUUGAACUCUGCUUGUGGAACAAGGACUGCACUGAGACCAGGACUCUCAGUCUGAAAACUUUUACGCACUUUUACGCACUUCUGGACUCUCGCGUCUCGAGCGCGCUCUCGAGCACGCGUCUCGACAACAGCUCUCAUCAACUUGCGAGCGUGGAGGAGAAGAAGUUCAUUCUGCCUUCCUUCAGCCUUUGAGGUCGAUCGAGAUCGAGAAACGAGACAGCGAGAGCAGAAAUCGUGGAUGGAGAGAACUUCUGAAAGAUCUUCUUCUUAGAGAUCUGCUACAGACAAAUAUGGCCCAAACAUUCUAGUGAAGUCUUCAACCCUCCAUCCAAACCAACUUAGUGCACAAAAGUAAACAACAAAAACAAGAAAGAACAAGAAAACCUACAAGUUUAAACCUUGAACAGGAAACUCGCUCAAGCAAAAAAGAGAGCAGAAGACAUCCAGAUCAGUUCUAUCGAUCCAUCCAUCCUCUAAAAGCAAGAAGAUGGAGUGGAGAACCCUCUCCUUGACCGGCCUUUCCUUGGCCCUAUGUUUGUGUACUCUUAUCGGCCUGACCCACGCUACUCCCUCCGGACCUGCCUCAGCCACCUGCGCCACCCUGGAACAGAGUCGCUUCUUCGGAUUGUUCUCCUCCAAAACGGCCCUGCAUUCGGCUCCCUGCUCCUGGACCCUGCAGAACCCAGAUCCCCGCCGCUACACCGUCUACAUGAAGAUCACUAAGCCCACUGAGUCCUGCACCCCUCGCCAGAUCAAGACCUUCCAGUUCGACUCCUUCUUGGAGACUUCACGCACCUACCUGGGCAUGGAGAGCUUCGAUGAGGUCGUGCGACUCUGCGAUGCUACCUCCUCUGUGGCCUACCUGGAGUCCAGCAAGCAGUUCCUGCAGGUGAGGAAAGUGGUCCCUCGCAUUGGCUCUGAGCUUCUGGAGAUUGAGGAAGGUUCUGACGAUGAAGGCAGCCACUUCAGUGCAGAGUUCCUGGUUGUUGGCAAGAGGAAUCCUAGUGUGCCUGCCUGCGAGAUGCUCUGCAAGUGGCUGGAAGACUGCCUGACGACCAGUACCCACGGUAACCCAUGUGGUAUCAUGGCAACCCCAUGCCAGUGCUGGGAACCACCCAAGAAGAGGGCAGGUGGCUGCUACAGGGGCGGAGUCUACGUGGACAAGUGUUCAUCAACCAUCAGAGACAGCAACAGGGAUGCCGAGAUCAUGAAGGGCUGGGCUGGUUGGACUCACUGGUCCGAGUGCAGCAAUGAGUGCGGAGGUGGAAUCCAGGUUCGCAGCAGGGCAUGUCAACCCAAGGAUGGCAUCUGCGAGGGCGUAGUUGAAGAAGCGCGUGCCUGCAACCCCCAACCCUGCAUUGGUAAAGUUCGCCAGCGUAGCCAGGGUCUUCGUUCCAUCAUUGGCCAGAGGAGGGACAAUGGAGAGGAGAGCAGCCUUCUGCAGGUUCCUCAACCAGAAACAAAUCAAGAUCAGUGGUCUUCAUGGAGCGGUUGUUCCGUGAGCUGUGGUGAGGGCUGGCAGAGCCGAACACGCAACUGCAUGACAUCCGCACUUACCACACUGUGUACCGGCCCCCUGAGAGAGAACAGACCCUGCAACAACUCUGUUGUUUGCCCAGUGAAUGGAGCUUGGGAUGAGUGGGCACCCUGGAGUUUGUGUUCAUCCACCUGCGGACGUGGCUACCGUGACCGUGUCCGCCUCUGCAAGCCACCCAAUAAUGGAGGAGAACCGUGCAGGGGCCCCACCAAACAGACCAAGUUCUGCAACAUCGCUGUGUGCCCUGUCGAUGGUUCCUGGAACGAUUGGUCCGCCUGGAGUCCAUGCUCUGCUUCCUGCUCCAAUGGUACGAUGCAGCGCACACGCGAGUGCAAUGGCCCAUCAUAUGGAGGCUCAGAGUGCAGAGGAGACUGGCGUGAGACUAGCAACUGCUUCCUCAAAGACUGCCCAGUGGACGGGAGAUGGCUCUCCUGGAGCUCUUGGGGCAGCUGCAGCAAGACAUGUGGAGGAGGAAGCCAGCAGAGACAGAGAGUGUGUGAAGGGCCAUUUUUUGGUGGAGAACCUUGUGUUGGUGACAAAGCUGAACUUAGACGCUGCAAUGAAAAGAGAUGCCCAGAACCCCAUGAGAUCUGUGUCGAGGAAAACUAUGGCAGUGUGGUGUGGAAGAGGACUCCAGCUGGUGACACUGCAGCUGUUCCUUGCCCCUCUGAUGCCACAGGCAUGGUCAUUCGACGUUGCACCCUGGAUGCCGUAGGCUUGGCCUUCUGGGAGAACCCCACCUACAUCAAGUGCAUCUCUAAGGAGUUUGAAGACAUCCAGGAACUGGCUCGUGAACACUUCAAUAAGUCGCAGAAAGGUGUGUUAGUCGAUGGUGUGUCUGAGAUGCUCUCCAGGCUGAGAAUGACCUCAGAUGAUGGGACGAAGUACAGUGGAGACCUGCUGGCAGUCAUGGAAGUUCUGAAGAACACUACUGAAAUCUUCCGCGGAUCUGGUUACAGCCUCAGUAACGCUGACGUUGAGAACUACGCUCAGACAAUCAGCAAUUUACUGAAGGAGGAACACCAUGGCAAAUGGGAAGAGACACAGCUGAUGGGAGGCAGCAUCAAGGACUUCUUCAGCCUAAUUGAAGACUUCAUUGACAUGAUCGGCAAGCAGAUGAGAGAUUUCCAAGACAUUUAUGAAGUGACUGAGAACCUUGAGCUGAGCAUCCAAAAGCGUCCCAAAACCAUGACCUCCGAUGUGACUUUCCCAAUGAAGGGAUGGAGAGGCAUGAUGGAGUGGGUGCGCAACUCAGAAGAAAAGAUCGUUGUGUCCCGCAAUGCAUUGAGUCUGGAUGUACCAGGUGCCGAAGACAGCACAGGCUUUGUGACUGGCAUCGUUCUGUACAGAAACCUGGGCCCUAUCCUGUCUCUGCAGAGCAACAGCACCCUGCUGAACUCCAAGAUUGUCACUGUAACUGUGAAGCCCAACCCUGGUUUCCUGACUGCACCUGUGGAGAUCGAGUUCCCUCACCUGCACAAUGGCACUAUCAAUGAGACAUGCAUUGCCUGGGACGAGAGCGAGACUGCUUCUCUGCUGGGCUCGUGGUCGGCUCGCGGCUGCAGAGCGCUCGCGCUCGACUCCAGAACCAAAUGUGUGUGUGACUCGCUCUCCACCUUCGCCAUCUUAGCGCGGCCAAACCCAGACUCGAACAUGGAUAAGAACCUGUUGCCGUCGGUUACGAUGAUCGUGGGAUGCGGAGUGUCAUCCCUGACACUGCUGCUGCUCAUCAUCAUCUAUGUCUCUGUUUGGAAGUACAUCCGCUCAGAGCGCUCGGUCAUCCUCAUCAACUUCUGCUUGUCAAUAAUCUGUUCCAAUGCGCUCAUCCUGAUUGGUCAGACUCAGGCUCGCAACAAGAUCAUGUGCACCCUGGUCGCAGCCUUCCUGCACUUCUUCUUCUUGUCCUCUUUCUGCUGGGUUCUGACCGAGGCAUGGCAGUCCUACAUGGCCGUGACUGGGCGCCUGCGCAACCGGAUCAUCCGCAAGCGCUUCCUGUGCCUGGGCUGGGGACUUCCUGCCCUGGUGGUGGCCGUCUCUGUGGGAUUCACCAAGGCCAAGGGAUACGGCACAGUCAACUACUGCUGGCUGUCUCUUGAGGGCGGGCUUCUCUACUCGUUUGUUGGUCCCGCAGCUGCCGUAGUCCUGGUGAACAUGGUGAUUGGUAUUCUGGUCUUUAAUAAGCUGGUGUCCAAGGAUGGCAUCACCGAUGUAAAGCUGAAGGAGAGAGCAGGGGCGUCUCUCUGGAGUUCCUGUGUGGUUCUUCCUCUGCUGGCUCUCACAUGGAUGUCGGCAGUCCUGGCAAUCACAGACCGGCGCUCGGCUCUCUUCCAGAUCCUCUUCGCCGUCUUCGACUCGCUCGAGGGCUUCAUCAUCGUCAUGGUUCACUGCAUCCUGCGCAGAGAGGUUCAGGAAGCUGUGAAGUGUCGCGUCGUCGACCGCAAGGAUGACGGGAAUGGAGACUCUGGGAGCUCGCUUCAGAACGGCCACACACAGCGCCUGGGUGACCUCGAAAAGGAUGCUGACUCCAACAGAACAGGUGGCAUGAAGAGCUCUUCAGAGGAGAAGAUGCCUCCUCCCCAGAUGCCUCUACCCAUGGGACCCAACUUCCACACCCUUCCCUCCAACCCCAGCGCCAAGUCACACAUGCAGGCCGUCCCCGAGUACUCCAGCCACACGCUGACCCUGCGGAGGGAGAAGGGCCGCGGCGUGGACCCAACCUGCGGAAAGCCCGUCUACGUGUGCGACAGCGACAUCUUCAAGCAGAUGGACGUGGACCUCGUGAGAAGCCAGACCGAAGGCAGCGGCAUGGACGCCGGCGGCUACGUCCUCAUGCCAAACACCACGUCUACCCUGCGCUCCAAGCCCAAAGAGGAGCUGUCCUCCACCACCAAGUACAACAUCGGCGUGGAGCAGCUGCCUCAGGCCCGUCUCAUGCACAUGAGCGGCGGCUUCGCCGAGCCCCAGGCCGCCUACGCCAGCAGGACGCUUCCGGCCGACCGCCUCAGCGUUUCCUACUCGGAGGAGCGAGACUCGCCCGUCCAGAACCUGCACAACAUCUCCAGCGAGAGCCACAUGACCAGCAGCCUGGGAGACACCUUUGACUCCAUGAACUCCAUGAUGUCCAAGAGCGAGACCAUCUCCACGCUGUCUAUGAGCUCACUGGAAGUUAGUGAAGGGAGGCAGAAAUCUCGUUAUGCUGAGCUCGACUUUGAGAAGAUCAUGCAUACGCGGAAGCGCCACCAGAACAUGUUCCAAGACCUCAACAGAAAAGUACACCACGCUGAGAAGGACAGAGAGUCGCCUGCUUCUGACAGCAAGUCUGUGAGGUGGAGCGUGUCUUCUGCGGGAAGCGACAAAACCAACCACAGCGACAAGCAGCAGGCCCCAGGAGAGCGGUCGUGGGAGAGCAUGCCCCGGUCGCAGACGUCGCCCCCGGCCUGGGUACGGAAAGACCUUGAGCCCCUGGCAGCGUCCCCUCUUGAACUGCCCACCGUGGAGUGGGAAAAGGCCAGCACCACCAUCCCUCUGGUGGGCCAAGACAUCAUCGACCUGCAGACGGAGGUGUGAAGGCCUUGCUGUGAAAACCCCUGUACACCCCUGGCUCCUUUUGGUUUGGGAAAGAAGGAAAAGAGGGCAGAUUCUGAAGGGAAUUGGGGAAGCGGUGGAAGCUGGAUAGAUGCAGAAGGAUGAAGGAGAUGAAGAGAGGAGUAGAAUGAAGAGAACCAAAAAAAAGGAAAAGGAAAAAAAAAGAUGGACAAAAGAGAGAGGAAGAAAAGGUGUAAGCACAAAUUGUGAAUUCAUGUAUCCUCAAGCUUCACCAGUAGCUGUCAGGAAGUAGCAUUUGAUGGUAAUGUUAGUGGAGACGUGGAGAUUUGAUUGGUUCUGGUUGGCUUUGGUUCUCCUCCGGGUCCAAAGUGGUUGGCGAAGGUGGUUCCGCCGAGAGCUUCUCCCAUUACUCUUCCGUCUGGUCCAGGAGAGGUGUGGUCUUCAUGCCUGUGCCUUUUCAGUUUUUCCUUCGACUUCAGCGUGGAAAGGGGCGGGGCCUCUGGCCAAAGUACCGUCCAAUUGCUCGGCUGCUUUGAGCUUGGCCUCUUCGGGGGCCUCUUCCAGCACCUCCUCUCCGCUUGCUAGUGGAGGAAGACGAGCGUCGAGCGACCUCCCAGCAGCCUCUGGGGUAUUUCCAACCCUGCGGUGGAUGGACGCAUGUUUUUGCGAGAUGUUUACGCUGUGGUUUGUGGUUUUUAAUCGCUUUGAUGUAGAGCUGCUUCUAUGGAGCUUAUUAUAGACUCUUCCACUGAACUCUAUUCAGAGUCUCUCAGCAUAGCUUUUCUGGACUCGUAUUCAAGGCUUGAAUAGGACUAUAAGAGCUGAACAUCUGUUGUUGUUAUCUUCUAUUAUUGUUGCAGUUAUUAUCAUUGAUUUUUAUGUGUUCUUAUGUGAAUAUCAUUAUGGAUAUGAUUUCUAUUGAAUGUUAUGUUUCUUUAUUCUUUAUUUUCUUUGGUUCGAAGAUGUUUUGUCACUGAUUUUCCAAAUAAGUUCAAGUUUUAAGUCAAAUCACUCAUCAAAUCACCAGAUCCCAAAAAAAAGAAAUCAUCUUCAAGGCAUAAUGAGCUUUUCUUAAGGAGAAAGAGCAGAGGAGAGUGGAGAGGAAGUGGAGGUGUGGCUUCACAGAGACACUCAAACUCAAGACCUCAUGCCCCACUUGCAUUACGCCACAGCUGCGUCUGGAGCAACCCUGGUGCAUUGUUCCCUGGUACCAAACGGCCGGACGCCAGUGACUGUGUUGCGGUGGAUACGGAUUGUCCUCUGCUGAAGGCCUCAUUGGAUAAUUUGCAUCAAAUUUUUUGGUUGUGUUUCGCCUCCAUUUCCGCUACUUCAGCUCUUUCUACAGCCUUGCGAACUAUAGACGAAAAAAAGAAAUGCAUUAUUAGGAAACCUCAUAGACCAUAGCAUUGGGCCUUGAGGCACCUCAGCACAUCCUUAACUGAGGCUGUUCUGGCCCUGCCUCUCCCAUGAGCUUCAUCAGAACUUCCACAGUGCCAGCUUGUAGAGACUGCAAACUCUCAGACUCUCACGUUGUGCAGACAGAGCGAAAGAUAACUGUGCAAUAUGACGACGGACGCUUGAUGCUCAAGCGAGGCUGAUGUCAGACCCUUGACAUAUUUUUUUGUUAUUUCCAGAGAUUUUUGUACUAUGUUUAUAGAGCAUAUAGACACAUUUAUUAUGAGAAGAACACUGUAUAAGGACUUUGCGUUAGCAACGAUCAAAGAUUCUUUCACCGUGAGGAUGUAAUGGAUGAAAGCACAUGACAUUGAGUCCUGUGACCAAUAUUAAUUUUGGAAAAUUAAAAUAGAGAUAUUAUAUAUAAAGAAUAAUAGACCAUAGAGUUUCAGGUAAAUACCUUUGGUUUUCUACUUGAUGCCCCACCCCCUCCCCAUUGUCAGAUUACUGAAUUGCCAGUCCUCUGUAUUGUCCUGUGUUAUGGAACUCUAUGUGUCACCCUAUGUGCCAAUAACCUUCCCUCUCGUUCCAGUCUUACACGGUACAGGUGUUCAAGUUCCUACCUGAAUGUUUUCUGUCCUUUUUCAUUUCUAUGUCUUUAUUCUUUUAUUUUUUUCCACGUGUACAGUUUUCAGAGCACAAAAUGAAUAUGUGUUAUUUCUAAUAAAAGAAAAAUCUAUAUUAUAA